Molecule: messenger RNA, 2805 nt
Organism: Daphnia carinata
Lineage: Eukaryota; Metazoa; Arthropoda; Branchiopoda; Diplostraca; Daphniidae
Product: pre-rRNA 2'-O-ribose RNA methyltransferase FTSJ3-like
Exons: 11
Coding region: 115-2670 (851 amino acids)
Biological process (GO): rRNA methylation; maturation of LSU-rRNA from tricistronic rRNA transcript (SSU-rRNA, 5.8S rRNA, LSU-rRNA); maturation of 5.8S rRNA from tricistronic rRNA transcript (SSU-rRNA, 5.8S rRNA, LSU-rRNA)
Cellular component (GO): nucleolus; preribosome, large subunit precursor; nucleus
Molecular function (GO): rRNA (uridine-2'-O-ribose)-methyltransferase activity; rRNA (guanine) methyltransferase activity
Source: RefSeq, a predicted model, not a curated record
ACAGCGGUAGUCUGCUGGAACCACGUGUAUGACAGGUUUUAGUUCGACACCGACUUGGAACACAACGCUUUGUAAUUUUACUAUUCGACAAACUGGAAAUUGUUAAUAUAAAAAAUGGGUAAAAAAGGAAAAGCGCGUCAGGAUAAGUUUUACCACUUAGCCAAAGAGACAGGCUACCGGUCUCGUGCGGCAUUCAAGCUGCUACAGCUUAACAGAAAGUUUGAGUUUUUGGAGAAGAGUCGAGUGGUCAUUGACUUGUGUGCUGCGCCAGGAUCAUGGAUGCAAGUUGCCAAACAACACAUGCCUGUUUCAAGUUUGAUCAUUGGUAUCGAUCUUUUUCCAAUCAAACCUAUUCAAGGUUGCCUAACAUUGCAGGAAGACAUCACAACAGAAAAAUGCUACCAAAACUUGAAAAAAGAAUUGUCAACUUGGAAGGCAGAUGUUGUUUUGCACGAUGGUGCUCCCAAUGUUGGUCAAAAUUGGAUUUAUGAUGCCUUCAUUCAGAAUCAGUUGGUGUUGAGUGCCCUGAAGCUGGCAUCAGAAUUCUUGACCAAGGGUGGAUGGUUUGUCACCAAAAUCUUCAGAUCUAAAGAUUACAACUCCCUGAUGUGGGUGUUGCGACAGCUUUUCAAACGGGUUCAUUCUACAAAACCACACGCAUCCCGUAUGGAAUCUGCCGAAAUCUUCGUUAUUUGCCAGGGAUAUAAAGCGCCAGACAAGCUUGAUCCCAAGUUCUUGGAUCCCAAAUAUGUCUUCCAAGAAGUUGAAACCGUCUCUGACACCGUAAUGGGCAUUCAAGCUCAAGCGAGGUCAAAACCAAAAGCUGGAGGCUAUGAAGACGGGGUUACAUCGUUGCACAAGUCAGCUCUGAUUUCCGAUUUCGUACGCCAGGAAAAUUUCGUCGAUAUCCUCAACACGGCUACGGUUCUUACCAUGGAUGACCCCGAGAUUGCAAACCAUCCACUGACUACUGUGGAAAUUAAAGAGUGUUGUAAAGAUAUCAAAGUUUUGGGGCGAAAAGAUUUAAAGUCUCUUAUUAGUUGGCGAAAAGCCAUUCAAAAAAGCUUGGAUGAUAAGGCUGAGAAGCUCAAGAUGGAAGAAAAUUCGCUGAACGAAAAUGUGAUUCCCAUGGAAGAGGAUGCCGAAUCGGAUGAUGAAGAAGAUUUGGCUCUAGUGGAACAGCAAAUUAAAGAGUUAGAGGAUGCCAAAGCACAAGAUGCAAAGCGUAAAAAAAAGAAGCUACUGAAUGAACGCCGCAAAUUACAGGAGAAGAUGAAACUGAAAAUGGUUCUCCCUGGCGACAGUGGUCCAAGCGUACAGGAAGCCAAACCCCUCUUUGCGCUUGAUCAAAUCAAAUCAGACCAGGAUUUGGAUCGAAUUGCGGAGCAAGAAGCCGACGAGCUUGCAGAGGAACCUCGAGAAAAGGCAGGUCCACGACCGAAAAAAGCAAAGUAUGACAAGGAAACUUUUCAGCUGGAUUCAAGUGGAAGGUACCGAAGGGAAGAAGACAGUGAUGAAGAACUUAUAUUCGACUCUGAUGACGACUACGAAAGUGACGUUCCACAAGACUCUUUGGGAAUCGAUGACGCAAGUGACGAGAGUGAUGGAGAGGCAAAGAAGAAACCUAAGAAAGUUCGCUUCGCUGAAGCAAUCAAGGCCGCGACGAAAGAAGUUGAAAUAGACGAAAGGAAACAUCCAUUGCUAACGGAUUUGGAAGAUGAUGACUCUGCCCAGAAGCGCCAAAAGAAGGCUGACAAAUGGUUCAUGAAGAGCGCUCUUCAAGACAUCGAUGACGAAGAAGACGAAGACAUUGAACUCGAUUCCAUGGCUCGCGAGCACCCGCUUCAACGUAAAAGAGCUGUCACUAGCGGUGACUUUACCGAUGACGAAGAUGCUGAAGACAGCGAUGAAGAAGAUGCUAACAUUAACGGCAAAAUUGGGAAGAAGGCUCCAACGAACAAGUUUGACUCCGACACAGAUUCUGAUGACGACUCUGAUGAUGAUGACGACUCUGAUGAUAGCGAUGAAAACAAUUUGGCUAAUGACCAUGGUUUAGAUGAUGGUCUACCUGCUGCUGGGGUUCAAGUAAGAGGCAAGAAAAAGAGCCUGACAGCUGAGGCCCUCGCCCUUGGCUCGCUGCUGAUCCAGUCACGGAAAGUGAGACGAGACCUAUCCGAUGAUGGAUGGAACCGGUAUGCUUUCAACGAUGAGAACCUGCCUGAUUGGUUUGUCGAAGAUGAAAGACGUCAUAGCCAUAAAGAGCUACCCAUAACGAAGGAGGUUGUCCAACAAUAUAAAGAUCGUAUGAAAGAAAUCAACGUUCGACCAAUUAAGAAAGUCGUUGAAGCUAAAGCCAGGAAGAAGCGUCGUUCCAUGCGUCGUCUGGAGAAGGCCCGAAAGAAGGCUGAUACUAUUUCAGAAACUAUGGGCAUGAGCGACUACGACAAGGCGCAACAGAUCCGACACAUACACAAGAAGGCCAAGCAGGAGAAGAAGAAGGAAGUGACGUACGUGGUAGCUAAGAAGCACCAGGCCGGCAAGAAGGUUCACCGACCCGCCGGCGUCAAGGGCCAAUUUAAAGUGGUCGAUCGCCGCAUGAAGAAGGACGACAAGAAGCGCAAAGCGACCGAACGGAGAAAAGGCAAAAAAGCUAGGACUCCCAAGAAGUAAGAAAACGCUCGUUACAAUACAGUGAAAAGAGAAACGUGAUGCUGGAAAAUAUCAUGCAUGGCAAAAUGCUUGCUGUGUAUUCUCUUGUCGUGUUCCGAACUAAUUACACCGCCUCAUUGAGACCUAUGAAUUGAA